UCAUUGAAUGAGCAUCAAUAUCCUUGUGAUCCAUUUGCUGAAGAAACGCAGAGCCACUCUCCAGGCCCAUAGGUGCGCGGAACAAGCCCACCUUACUUGAAGCCUCAGGCAUCUUUGUUACUGAGCAACACAGGCGAAGCCGGUCGGUGGGCAUCCGCUGGUACCAUGGCGAGGGACAAGAACAAAGAAAAGAAAUCAUUUUCCGGAUUUUUCAAGAAUCUGAGAAGGCCUUCGGAAGCCAUACCUGCCUCUCCAAGUCAUCAGGCUGGAUCCAGUGAGCCGAGUUCUCUGCCUACUCCUACUGUUACUUCCGAGCCGAGUGCUUUUGUCCCCCAUUCUUCCAACUCUUCUCGGAAUGCAGAAUCGUCACCGAUGCCUCGAAAAGCCAUUGGCCUUAUCGAGCUGACUGGCCAAGAUGAAUGCUCGGGUCCGGCCUCAGAAAGAGGCUGGGCGGACAUUGUCGCUAUUCAUGGAAUAGGUGGCGAUGCCUAUAGAACCUGGACGGCCUCAAAUGGUGCCUUGUGGCUAAGUGACUUUCUGCCUAAAGAUAUCGAGAACGUGAGAGUUUUCUCAUUUGGAUACGAUGCCCGGGUUUGGCCAACGAGAGCGAAGGGGACGGUAGAAAGCUUUGCGCGAUCCUUGCUUAACGAUUUAAGGAUAAUGUGGAUGGAAAGAGGAAAGGAGGAAAGACCGUUGAUCUUCGUUUGUCACAGUAUGGGAGGAAUUGUUCUUAAGAAGGCUUUCAUUAUCGCUAGGCUGUCGUCCGAGGGUGAAUAUCCCUUCAUGAGACAAUCGGUUAAGGGCAUAAUUUUUAUGGGCACGCCCCAUCAGGGAUCAGAGGCCGUAAAAUGGCCACAGCUAUUGGCAAACUUGGUCGAUUUUGGUCUAUACUUCGGUUCUAGCUGGACCGGUAAAACUCGGAAAGAUCUACUUGAGGACUUAGCCAAAGACUCAAAACCCCUAGAAUUGAUGGCUACAGAAUUUGUGAAUCAGAUCGGGGAGAUACAAAUCGUCUCUUGCGUGGAACAGCGUGCGACUCCGCCACUCUCCUCCGAGAUAGUGUGUCGACAAUCUGCACUCCUGAAUCUUCCUGGGGAAAGAAUUAUUAUGAUGGAUGGCUGUGACCACCGCACGAUGUGUCAAUUUCCAAAUGUCCUAGACCGAAACUAUCGCCGUAUUCGCAGUGAAAUCAAGGAACUUCUCGGUUUGUUAUAA
Lindgomyces ingoldianus is the source of this 1215-nucleotide messenger RNA. RefSeq lists its product as uncharacterized. Gene Ontology annotation, molecular function: hydrolase activity, acting on ester bonds. The record is from RefSeq and is a predicted model, not a curated record. NCBI's taxonomy places the organism in Eukaryota, Fungi, Ascomycota, Dothideomycetes, Pleosporales, Lindgomycetaceae. The coding region runs from base 166 to 1215 and encodes 349 amino acids. The transcript has 4 exons.